This is a messenger RNA of Acaromyces ingoldii, 915 nucleotides long. RefSeq lists its product as hypothetical. Bases 202 to 837 code for a protein of 211 amino acids. Lineage: Eukaryota; Fungi; Basidiomycota; Exobasidiomycetes; Exobasidiales; Cryptobasidiaceae. The transcript has 2 exons. The record is from RefSeq and is a predicted model, not a curated record.
CUUCAAUCUGGACGCUCAACCUCUUGUUCGACUUCAUACACACUCAAGUAUUCCAACCUUUUUUUUUUCAGUGGUUCGUCUUCUAGCACAGCAUUCUGGUCCGCCCCCUAGCCUUUUCCUCAACCAUCACAGACACCCCGCUCCGCACACCCCUGAGGUAAUACAGCGAGUGUGUAUCAAGAGCACAAGCCUGCAUGUGAGAUGAGCAGCAGUGAGCAAAGAGUGGCAGUGUCAACAGCGCUCACACCUCGAAAGCGGGUAUUCUUGUCCCUUUCUCAACUUUGGCUAGCUGGCUGCUUGAUCAGCACCGCGAAAGGAGUGGAGGACCAAGGCUGUGCGUGUGCUCUUUAUUUUUUGUGGUGUGCCUGUCGUAACGAAGGUCGAACGUUCACUAAAAUUGUUAGCAGAACAAAGAACGCCAAGCAAUUUCCUAAAUUUGUAUCUCAUUUCCUGCUCCUUCCAUCCUACCCCAUUAGCCGCCGAAGCCACCUUCCUUUGAAAUCCUCUUUUCCCCCCUCUCCGUCUUCGCUCGUCUUGGCGGCUUCGUCACUCUCUCUCCAAAACCGGCUGAUCAGAAGGAACCCCAGCGCUCCCAAGAGAAGUGGCUUUUUUUCCUUCGGCACUCGUCGUCGUCAUAGCCAGCUUUUCUUUUUCUUUUUUUUACUUGGACCACUCACUUUCCGACGGUCUUUGAAACGCAUCUAUCGGGCCGGGGUGCAGGUCACUCCUCCUCUUCGCAAUACCAAAUAUAUACCGUCGUCUCUCUCUCUCCGUCCAGAAGCCGCCACCGAACGGCCCACGUCCGCAAUCCGACAGCAGCGUGGUUCCCAAAAGUAGACAACUUGGGAUCUCCUCUUUCGCUCGCAUUUUGUCUCUUUUCGGGGCGCAGCAUUCACUCUCUUCGCCCGCCCGACC